Archocentrus centrarchus (flier cichlid) is the source of this 4208-nucleotide messenger RNA. It is a transcript of the gene gpr63, whose product is annotated as G protein-coupled receptor 63. Gene Ontology annotation, molecular function: G protein-coupled receptor activity. NCBI's taxonomy places the organism in Eukaryota, Metazoa, Chordata, Actinopteri, Cichliformes, Cichlidae. The coding region runs from base 578 to 1807 and encodes 409 amino acids. Gene Ontology annotation, cellular component: membrane. The transcript is spliced from 2 exons. Gene Ontology annotation, biological process: G protein-coupled receptor signaling pathway; cell surface receptor signaling pathway. The record is from RefSeq and is a predicted model, not a curated record.
CCUGCAGGCAGCAGGCAGUGAGAGUAGUUUCUAAGAGUGCUGAUAAUUUGGACUUCAUACAGCAGAUGCUCACAUACAGUGAUACUCGUACAUUUGUCAGUGGAGGAUGGGCCGCUCACACGUCGCAUAUGGACGAAGGAAAAUAAAGAUUUGAGUGGGAAAAGUUCCCGUUUUCCCGCAGCGGAUGAGCAGCUGCUGGAAACAAAGCCUUAAUGGCCAAACGCGGAUUCACUUUUUUCGUCUGUCCUCAUUUGUGUAGGUGGCGGCAUUAGCGGCCGUGGCGUUGUUGAUUCAACAUUUUAUUUGAUAACAUAUUCAGGCUUCUUCUUUGCUACAGCAGCAGUUUUGGGGUUUUUUUUUUGGCUUUUUCUGCACUGACGACCGGGAAGAUUUUGGGGCGGUGAGAUGCUCCGUUUGGAGGACUGAGCUGCUCCUGAGCUCCAGCAUGGGAGAAUGAAGCAGGGUCUUGCUUCCAUGAAGAUGGUGCCAUGUUGCCUUGAGGGGAUGAUAUCUGCAUGUCUGACAUCAGGUUUAAUGUGAACUCUCCAGCAACGAUGUCUGACCACCCUGGAGAAGAAUGGUUCUCUCCACUACCAUUUCCCUCCCGAGGACAUGGGACAUUAAUGCCAGUCUCUGCUGCCUCGUUACGGGGUUGCUGAACCUUUCUGAGAGGCCACCAAUGGAGUACCCCUUGGCAAACAUUUCCCUGGGCUCCAGGUCUCCCCCGGAGCCAGUCACCCCAACAGCAGAGGCUCCCGAAAUCAAGCAAGGUGUCGGCCUACCGCUGCAGAUCUUCUUCUGCUUUGUCAUGGUGGUCAUCCUUUUAGUGGCGCUGUCAGGAAACAUAGUGGUGUGCCUGAUGGUGUACCAGAGAUCUGCCAUGCGCUCGGCCAUCAACAUUCUCCUGGCGAGCCUGGCGUUUGCAGACAUGAUGCUGGCCAUCUUGAACAUGCCCUUUGCUCUGGUUACUGUGGUGACCACCGACUGGAUUUUUGGAGAUGUUUUCUGUCGAGUUUCUGCCAUGCUCUUUUGGUUCUUUGUUAUGGAAGGCGCAGCUAUACUGCUUAUAAUAAGCUUAGAUCGUUUUCUUAUCAUUGUGCAGAAGCAAGACAAGCUAAGCCCACAGAGAGCUAAGUUACUCAUAGUGGUCACAUGGGGACUCUCUUUCAUUUUCUCCUUCCCUCUAGCUGUUGGCUCACCUCCCUUACAGAUCCCACCCAGGGCUCCUCAGUGUAUAUUUGGCUACAACAAUGAGCCUGGUUACCAUGCCUAUGUGUUGAUACUAAUGCUAGUCUUCUUCUUCAUACCUUUCAUGGUCAUGCUGUACACUUUUAUGGGGAUCCUGAACACCAUCCGUCACAACGCCAUUCGCAUCCACAGCCACACAGACAGCGUCUGUCUGAGCCAGGCCAGCAAACUGGGCCUCCUCAGCCUCCAGAGGCCCUUCAAGAUGAACAUAGACAUGAGCUUCAAGACCCGUGCCUUCACCACCAUCCUCAUCCUCUUCUCUGUGUUUACGGUGUGCUGGGCACCCUUCACUGCCUUCAGCUUGGUAACUACCUUCAGCGACAGGUUCUACCACAAAGACAGCUUUUUUCAAAUCAGCACAUGGGCCCUAUGGUUGUGCUACCUCAAGUCAGCCCUCAACCCUCUUAUUUACUACUGGCGGAUCAAGAAGUUCCGCGAUGCCUGCCUUGAUCUGAUGCCCAAAUACUUUAAGUUUCUUCCUCAGCUGCCAGGCAACACAAAAAGGCGCAUACAGCCUAGCGCUGUGUAUAUAUGUGGAGAGCAUCGCUCUGUGGUGUAACUCCACACUGAAACACUGUUAAAAUACAUCUUUACAAAAUGUACCUUGCCUCACUAGGGUUUUUUUUCUGGUGGUUUAUGUCUCUUAGCAGGCUUUAAAACUGAAAUUAACACUGCAUUAAAAACAUAGGGGACUGACGUGGCAUGGUUUACUGCUACACAAACCAGAUUGAAGAUCUAAUCCAGAAGGUACAGGUUGAGCCAAACAUCCAAGAGUUGUAAAGGUUGUGAUAUUACCUGGGAUUUUACAAGAUAAAAACAGGACUAUGCCUUUGGUGGCAACGUUUCCCUGGUGUCGCAGUGUAAGAGCUGAUUUUCAGUACUGAAACUGUUCUUUCUGAUAACUUACUUGAAGAUUAGGAACACACAUUUUUCCUAUUGAACAUCAAACCAGACUGGUCACAUAUUUUACAAGUGAAGAAGAGUUUUGUUUGAGCUUUUUUGCAGGUAAGUCCACAUGAAGUAGCAACAUUAUCAAAUAUAGAGCCGGUUAUUGGGUAGUAAUUACAUAUAUGUCAGACAGGAAAUUCAGAGUGUUUGAAUCCUUUUGAAAGGGCAAAGGAGAACUGCAAAAAAGUGACGUUCUUCUGUCAUUUAUGGAUUAUAGACACGGCUUAAGUAAACAUAAGCAGCCCUUCAGUAUGAUCUCUUGCGGCAACAGAAAAUAGACAUGCUCCUUGCUGGGUGCUGGAACACUUUUCAGAAUCCUUGCAGAUUUUAGCCAGCAGCUUGCUUUGUGCAUAUGCUUUUAAAAUGUGUAGUUUUCUACUUCUCUUUAAUGUAGUCGAGUGUUCACAAUGCUACUUAAAAACCUUUCUCAUUCCCAGCACUCAAACCACUUCUCGAUUCACCCAAAAAUAUAUACAUUUUUAAAAAAUGAAAUUAAUAUCUUAAAUCUUUUGGUUAGACUAGCUUUCUGGGGGACUUUUAACUAAAAUGGGUAUAUCUCAGGUGUUAUUGAGUGACCUACAUCAUUUGACAGGGUGGAGACAUUAAGAGUGCUCUAUCUGUUCACACUUUAAGAUACUGUCAAAACCACCAGGAACAGCUGGUGAGUAAACCUUGAGGUCAGAAUAUUUGAUGACAAGUUUAUGGUCUAAAGAUUUCAGAUUUUAUGAGCCGUCCAAUAUCAGCUUCAGGGACUUUACAGUUCUUGGUAGCAGAAUAUAAUCGGCUCAACUAAAAGGUGCUGAUACCCUGUACCCAACAUCCUGGAGCAAAUAUUUUAAGUAAGCGCAAAUAUGUUUUUGUCCAAGAAUAAUCUACCACCGUGUGUGCAGUAGAUCUGUUCAGCCUGCCCAGUGUGGUGUAAUAUGAUGUUUUAUUGAUGGCAAAUGUCAGGUUGGAUGUUUUUGUAUUAUCUGCCUCAAUCCCCCCCACAGUGAUUUAAUGCAGUGUUAAUGUCAGUGUGACUCACCACUUUGAAUGGACAGGGUAUAUAUGAAGAUUCUUUGCAAGUUGUGGGACUUCCAACAGCUCAAUGACAACUGGACUCGGCAUGUGGAAGAGAGUUCCUCACAACAGGUGGAUAGGCCAGGUAAAUCCUACAGUUUGUCCUAGACAGCAGCGAGACCCCAGCAGAUAAUGGACAAUUUUGGGUUCACUUCUGUGGAAAUCUUAGGUUGUUCAUUUUUAUAUCCAGUAUAUACAUCUUUAUAUUCAAAGCUAAAUCUGCUGGAUCUCUGUGCCUAUCUGAUAUUUUCCAAACUUGAAUCUUGAAACUUGAGCUCAUCUUUUGAAACACACUGGAAGUCCAGUUGGCCUUUGAGCCUGUAGGGAGUCUCGGCCAUUCAGGAAAUUGUAUUUCCAGAAGUAAUAAAUGUUCUGUUCUGGCUGUUUUGUCUGGGUACUCAGAUAACAGACCAAGCAAAAGGUACAUCUGUCUUUGACUAAGACAUAGGAAUGACCUACUAGUUGAUAAGUGGCUGCAUCUUACAGGUGAAGAUGCUUAUCUCCACCAGCAGCAGCUUCAGAUUUACAGCUAGUUCUAGGCCAACUCAGGUGACUUAUAACUAGGCUUUCAGUACAGUUUUUAGUGCCAAAGUUCUGUCUUGUCAAAAGAGGCAUUAAAUAUUUUUGCUUAAAAUAAGCCUAAAUUUGGAAAUAAUAUCAUGAAACAGUCCAAAUAUGUGAUGCCAUCUUUUUGGAAAUUCAAAUGUAAAACCCAGCCCUGCUUCACAGACCAGAUGAUCUAAAACUGCUGCACUGGAUAAACCUGCUCGAAAGCCAUCACUGCAGCCAUGACUUUCUGUACCCACUGAGCCCACAGUACCCACUCCUCCAAAGGUGAGACAAUGGCUCUCAAUUAAAAAAAAAAAAAAAAAAAACUUUCAAGUGAAGUAAUUGUCUGACGAUAACCAUUAAAAAAAGGGAAAAUGCUUUACAACUCCUAAAAUGCACUG